This is a messenger RNA of Gadus morhua (Atlantic cod), 2624 nucleotides long. It is a transcript of the gene adm2b, whose product is annotated as adrenomedullin 2b. Lineage: Eukaryota; Metazoa; Chordata; Actinopteri; Gadiformes; Gadidae. The record is from RefSeq and is a predicted model, not a curated record. Gene Ontology annotation, molecular function: hormone activity. Gene Ontology annotation, biological process: positive regulation of heart rate; adenylate cyclase-activating G protein-coupled receptor signaling pathway; regulation of systemic arterial blood pressure. The transcript has 2 exons. Gene Ontology annotation, cellular component: extracellular region. The coding region runs from base 405 to 887 and encodes 160 amino acids.
CCACCACCACCCCUUCUCUCGCGUUCUCACAUGCGCGCACUGUGACGCGCGCUUUAGAAAAGUGCAAUGCUCUGGAUUCGGGUCUUUCCUCGAGAGCGAUGAACGUCGGAUAUAACUGCGUUUUGUGACUUCAUUAUUAGCAGCCAGAGGUUAUUUGCACAGACUGCAUGCUCAGACCAGAUCAACGUAGGCUUAUGCCUCUGUAGGAUGCUGUUGUGAUUUCACUAUUGAACUACGGAGUCGUUGUGGAACUUUAAGCUCAUCAUUAAUAGGAUUUCACCCCGUUUCUGUUCAUUUCAGCAUUUUUCUUAAUUUAAGUUGACAUCUUUUUUGGGACAUCUUUCACUGUCUGAUCGUCUGGGGAUCAGGUUUGCGCUGCGGAUCGAGCGUCCAGGUGCACUGCGAUGCGUCCAUUCCAACCUGCGUGCUGGUGCCUCAUCAUCAUCCUGUCUGUGGACGUCCAGCCCCGCCAUAUGACGCUGACCAACAUGGUGCACGGACACAGGCUGAGCUCGAGUUUAUCCGAAGUUCGUGGUGGCUUAGAUCGCACGGUUGCCCUCGACAACACCGCCAGCCAACCAGAGGAAGGCGUGGCGCGGAGGACCGCGGCGCCCGGCGAGGCCCCGGUGAGGCUGUCCGAAGCGGCGCCUGAACAGAACGACCGCGUCCCCGAGGGGGGCCCGGGGACCCCAAGGCGGGGUCCCCGGGCCCGUCGCCAUGCCAACCACGCGGUGGGGAGGAGCCACGUGCAUCUGAUGAGGGUCGGCUGUGUCCUGGGCACCUGUCAGGUCCAGAACCUCAGCCAUCGGCUCCAUCAGCUGAUUGGACGGAGGGGGAGAGAAGACUCCUCCCCCAUCAACCCACGUAGCCCGCACAGCUACGGAUAGCCGCGCGCUCGUUGCGGCGCCACCGCCGCCACGGAGGACCGUCCAAGGCCAAACCUUUAGCCAGACUCCGGUACAACAUUCGUCCUUUUAUCCAAAGCAACCGUUUUCUAGAGACACAGGUCCUUUAGGCGUGGGCGGUGGAGGCCUGAAGAUAGACUUCGGACAACCCAGUGACAUGUCCGCGUGAAGGCUCGUGUCUCUGACGGUUAAUACAGGCAAUAAAUUCUACGUGUCCCACUUUGAUGUGGGACCUGAUAGUCCAUGGAUUAAUCGUACCUAAUAAGUUCACUCUAAUAUAUUAGUACGUCCCAUUUACAAUCACAUUGAGAGUCUUUACUUGUGUCUUUACACACAUUCAUUUUAAUUAAGCAACCACCGAAACCCGCAACCUUGGAAUAGGCCAAGAAAAAAAACAGAAAGAGCCCUUGGGAAAGGACACGUCUGAGCAUUGCUAGUUUGUCGUCCUUUUUUUUUUAAUGCUAAACUAAAUAUUUUGGAUCAGUGUCACUGUGCACCAUGACCUCCAGACCGAGGAUUAAUGUUUGUGCAGUUUCACAAAUCAGUUAAUGAUCAAAAGUCUGUCAGACGAACUCAAAACCCCGAGAACCAAGGCGUUUCGCUUUAUUCCGCCUCAUAUUUGUUUAGACCAACAUGUUGCCUUGAGGCGGGAUUCUGUAAGCGCUUAAUUGCCUCAUAAGCGACGACAAAACACGACCAGAACUAGUCAACUUUUUGCCAGCUGGAGGAAAAGGUAACACUGUGUCAGGACGACGACAAUCUUAGGAUAACUUUUAGGUUUUCACGUCGACGCCAUGUUGACCGGCCACUGUAGAAAUGCACAAAAAGCCUCUUCUUCUUCCCCAACAAGUCAUGCUAUAAAACAAUAGGACUUCUGGAUCCCAGAGUACUACUAAUCAGGGCCUUAUCAACUCAUUCUGCUCUCCACAUAAGUAGCUUUUCAACAGAACUUUACAACCAAAGCCUUUAACCGCUUUCCCUAAAACCCUUUAGAGAUUAACCCGAAUAACCACUAGCCUUAAACCUAAUCUAAUCUUCUUUUUUAAAAGCUGAUAAACAAACCCUUUAGAGAUCAACCCGAAUAACCACUAACCUUAAACCUAAUCUAAUCUUCUUGUUUAAAAGCUGAUAAACAAUCGACAGCCUUCCAUACAUACAUAUUGAUAUAUAUAUAUAUAUAUAUAUAUAUAUAUAUAUAUAUAUAUAUAUAUACAUACAUAGAUACAUACAUAGAUACACAACACAGUAUAUAUAUAUAUACUGUGUUGUGUUUCUAUGCAUGUAUAUAUGUAUAUUUAAAUUGACAAUGCCUUUGGUUACUUUUCGUUCACCACUCCAUUCUUCAACUGUUAGGUUAUGUCCAUGGGGACGAGGUAGUCACAUUACGGAUGAUUUCAUUAAACAUCACAGCGUGUAAUGAUUGUAAGUAUUAUGUCCCUUCUCUUGUUCUCCGGACCAUUUGUCCAUGGUUGUUCUAAAAGGUCAAGUGUUAUUGGGAACACAAAAAGCACUUUAUCAUCUGUUCCUUUCAGUGAGACUCGAAAUUGUAAAGAAAUAUUAUUUAACGUUAAAUUAACACUGCCAUCUUGCUGUAAAUAUUUAGUGUUGCUCAAGCUGUCCAUAUAUAACUAUUUUAAAGAUUAAAGCCUUCUAAACAAAACAUCUCUUGCUUGUAUCGUAAUCUUUUGUUGUCUAAUAAAGCUUGUAUCAAAGUAUCAA